CCAGCUAACCACCACGCGUCCAAGCCCGCACUCCCAUUUCAAUCCCUUCCUCGCCUUCCCCGUUGCGUUUGCCAUGGCCGUGCAGGCGCGGCACCUCUCCCACGACUUCCCACCGGUGGGUGGCUCCCUGUUCUUGGACGAGUACGCCGCCGGGUGCGUGUCACCAGCAUCGCCGGCGGGGAUCGCGGUCACGACGGUGCUCAGCGACUUCCCCGGCAGCGAGCUCACCAGCAACUACGGCUUCGCGCCGAGGAAGCGGGCGCGCGUGGCUGACGCGGGGGGUUUCUUGGACUUGGAGGAUCGGCGCGUGGUUCUGGCCCCGGCGGCGAUGCAGGGGCUGGCGCCGCUGCCGGUGCCAGGGGCGGCCGGCGACGACGCGCGGAGCAGGGCGGUGGGCUCCGGCGCGGCGUCCACCAGCUGCAGUGCGGUGGCCAGCGGCGGUGGCGCAACCCUCUCGCUCUGCCACCAGGGCGGGGAGAUCGACGCGCUCAUACGGCUCGAGAGUGAGAGGAUACGCGCGGCGCUGGAGGAGGCGCGGCGGCGGCACGCCCGGGCGCUGCUGGCCGCCGCGGGGCGGGCGGUGGCGGGGCGAGCGCGCGCGGCGGAGGCCGAGCUGGAGCGCGCGCUCCGGCGCAACGCGGAGCUCGAGGAGAAGGCCCGGCAGAUGGGCGCCGAGUGCCAGGCGUGGAUGGGCGUCGCCAGGAGCCACGAGGCCGUCGCCGCCGGCCUCCGCGCCACCCUCGACCAGCUCCUCCUCCGGCCGCCCAGCUGCGCCGCGGGCGGCGGCGGGGGCGAGGCCGAGGACGCGCGGUCGUGCUGCUUCGAGGCGCCGGCCGCGGGCGCCGGCCCCGCGGCGCCGCCGUCGUGCAGGUCCUGCGGCGGCGGCGAGGCGCGCGUGCUGCUGCUCCCGUGCCGGCACCUGUGCCUGUGCCGCGCGUGCGAGGCCGGCGCGGACGCGUGCCCCGUCUGCGCGACGGCCAAGAACGCCUCGCUCCUUGUCCUGGUCUCCUGAUGAAGCCUACGGAGAGUCCGUUCGUCCGUCCGUGCACAUGCCAAAGACCCAGCAGGCAAGGGGUUUGUGUACCAGAGCAUGGUACUGCCGUAUAGGUACUGGUACAUCCUGUACAUGCGCCGCUUGAGUUGUGCGGCCAAGCCACGCCGUCUGCUUUGCAGGACUUGGCGAGGCUGCGAUGUUCACGCUGGAAAGCAACACUGUUAAACUAAAGGAUCGCACACGGCACCAAUCGUGUACGCUCAGUUGCAUGGGUCGGAGGCACGGAAAGUUUGGACAAGCGAUGCCAGACGACCGACGAGCGACGAGUGAUGAUGGUCAUUCGCGAAAGGCCGGCCACCGUCUCUGCCAGUUCGAGCGGCACCAGGUCGGCAGGUCGCUGUUAACCGAGCUGCCACACAGUAGCCUCUAAAGAAGAAAAAAAAGAGCUGCCACACAGUAGCGUGACGGAUGAGAUGAGGCGAGAUUGGAUGCGACGACGAACGCAACCGGCACUGGGAGCAGCAGCUAGCUAGCAGCUAGCAGCUCGCCGCAGGCCCCCGCAGCUCGCCGCAUCACUGUCCGUCUCGCAGGCCGCGGCUUCUGCUCGGAAAGGGAUCGGCGAGCGAAGGUGAUGGGCACGACCGGGGAAACGCAUCGUGUCGCCGUCGGUCGGUCGCCACCUGCUGCUGUCGUUGUAUUUUCCAUUCCUCCUUGUCCAUGUCCUGCAUGUCUAUCGUAUCGUCCGCGGCGCACGGGGCUGCUUGUUUAAGCUGCAGAUAGCAGCAGCAGGAGGCCCCCCCUACCCCCCCCCCCCCCCCCUCAACGUGAAAUGCGUGGAUCAAUGUUUAUCACCCGUCAAGAGUCAUUCCUUUUGUUGUUUCUAUCAUCUAGUAGCUGGAACCUUCCGGUGUCGUCACAACUGGGAGGACAGAGAAAUGUGUGUUCACGGUUACUGAAAGGGGGAAAUCGGGGUAAGAAACAUUGUGCAUCCGUUGAUCAAUUGGCCUCUCACUCUCGUCUGCUAGUAUACCUUAGUGCUUUCCUUGGUCCCGAAAUGCUCAUGCCUGGAUUAAAACAGCGGUUUGGUUAGUGCUUUCAGCACUACCUUUUAUUGUUGUUCUGAUUGUGCUUUUUAAGUAAAGCUACGUCUUAAA
This is a messenger RNA of Panicum virgatum (switchgrass), 2148 nucleotides long. RefSeq names its product probable BOI-related E3 ubiquitin-protein ligase 2. The coding region runs from base 74 to 1012 and encodes 312 amino acids. The record is from RefSeq and is a predicted model, not a curated record. Lineage: Eukaryota; Viridiplantae; Streptophyta; Magnoliopsida; Poales; Poaceae. The transcript has 2 exons. Gene Ontology annotation, molecular function: ubiquitin-protein transferase activity.